GGCAAAGCAACCACCGUGGAUCGUGUUGUUCGUCCUUCGCGCUCGGUUUCCGAGGUUGACCCGCCGAAUCGCUCGCCCGUCGCCACCCCCGAUCCAUUAUCAGAAACGCGCGCGUUUGAAAUCCACCGCAGAAAGUCCUUCGAGACUCUUGGAGUGUCCGUUUACCAUGUAGGAAAGUUCAUCGAACAAUGUGCAUCCCGAUUCUACAGAUGCAGAGUCCCCGUGUGCCGUGAAAGUGCGUGUUUUGGUGGGUGAAGGUUUUUGACUGAGCAAUGACGAGAUCGACGACCGUGCAGGUCGUUCUGACGAAUUCUUACGAAGACUCGCUCUGGGAUGUCGUUUCUUCGAACAGCAGCGAAAUCGACCUGGAGACGACAAGCGCGAGUUCGGCCGAAGGCGAGGACGGCGCGGAAGAACUCAACAAUUGGUGGGCGAUGCUGGCGCUCAUCUUGGUUCUGGGAACGGCCGCGGGGAAUAUUCUGGUAUGCCUGGCGAUUGCCUGGGAGCGCCGGUUGCAAAAUGUUACUAAUUAUUUCCUGAUGAGUCUGGCCAUCACGGAUCUCAUGGUCGCCAUCCUCGUAAUGCCGCUGGGAAUUCUUACACUCGUGCGAGGAUACUUCCCGCUGCCGUCGGUUUAUUGCCUCGCCUGGAUCUGCCUCGACGUGCUAUUCUGCACCGCCAGCAUAAUGCAUUUGUGCACGAUAAGCGUGGACCGUUAUCUAAGUCUGCGCUACCCGAUGAAAUUCGGGCGCAACAAGACGAAGAAAAGGGUCACCCUGAAGAUCAGCUUCGUGUGGAUCCUGAGCAUCGCGAUCAGCCUACCUCUGAGUCUGAUGUACUCGAAGGAUGAUGAUUCGGUGCUAGUCGACGGAGCCUGCCAGAUUCCCGAUCCCUUGUAUAAGUUAAUCGGCAGUAUAAUUUGCUUUUACAUCCCAUUGGGAGUAAUGCUAUUAACGUAUGCAUUGACAGUGAGGCUGCUGGCGGAACAACAGCAGAACAUCGGCGGGACAGGAGCAGGUUGGUCAUCGGGGUGGUUGGAUGCCCCUCAGGGUGCCCCUCAAGGUGCACCCUCCGUGGCAGGAAUAGAGCGGCGGGGCACCUGGAAGAGAUAUCUCCUGAACAAGGGUUCGGGUGGCAGCGGCGGCACGCCGCAACACACCUCCGGCACGUCGACCGACACCGAGCUGACCACCCUCGACACCCACGAGCUCUGGCUGCAGGAAAGCGAACCGCCACCCUCAGCCAUGUCCGCCCUCCACGCCUUCGGCGCGGAGAUGCUCAAGCUGUCGAGGGGUCUCGAGGGGAUGGCCGGUAGUCCCGGCAGUCAGACACCAUCAAAAUUGACGGUUCAACACCAGCAUCAUCUGCAGCAACAGCAGCAACAGCAGCAGCAGCAGCAGCAGCUGUUGCAACUGCAGCAACACGGUCCAUCACCGCGCAGAUGCAGUUUUCGCAACGGAAGUGCAGAAAGCACAGAGAGCAGUAUGUCCUGUUCGAGGACAAGCCUAUCAACGGAAGAGUUCACAAGUCCGUGGAAGCAUCGAAGACGGGCUUCGACCUACAACGAGGCUCAUCUCGAGAGAGCGAUGCAAAUUUCGGGCUCGCCGAAAAUUCCCAGAAAGAGAUCCUUCAGUUUCCACGAGCAGUCGUCCUGUCGCAAAAACGAGGACGACUCGACGACACGCAAGAAGUAUCACGACAAAACACCGGAGGGACCGAUAACGCUACCACCACCCUGCACGUGUCCUUAUUUCGGGGAAUCCUCGAAGAAAUUGCCGCCGUCGAGCGAGAUUGUCAUCGUCUCCAGCGAUACUAUGAAGCCUAUUAGCCACAAAAGUCUGGAAGUGAGUCUCUCAGGCGAGACCACGAGACCGGUCGGCAACAAAAUUCUGGAAAUGGGCUUGCUGGGUAGGAACAAUGCCAGAUCAGAGGGUGCCAAAGGUUACGAACCGCUAACCCUCGCAAAUUCUGUGGUCACGUUGCGAGGCGGAAGGCGAGGCUCCAGUCUGGGCAACACCAAGACCCUGUUGUCCACUAAUGCGAGAGCGAUGCCGUUACGACGCGCGGCGACGAUGCGGGCGCACAACGGCGCGAUGGGCGCGAGUCAGAUUCUGAAGCAGAGCAAUCCGUCGUCGCCAAAUCUACUCCGAUGCUCGGGUGGGCAGGUGCGUAGUCAUCACUCGCGCAACAGCAGCGUAAUUUCCCGCAACAGUUCCCGCCACGGCAGGAUCAUCCGGUUGGAGCAGAAGGCGACCAAGGUCCUGGGCGUCGUGUUCUUCACAUUCGUGAUCCUCUGGGCACCCUUCUUCGUGCUGAAUCUAGUGCCGGCUGUGUGUCCCGAUUGCGAACGUCGCAUUGAUCGCAAGAUCUUUGACCUGGUCACCUGGCUCGGCUACGCCAGUUCAAUGGUCAACCCGAUCUUUUACACCAUCUUCAACAAGGUCUUCCGUCAGGCGUUCAAAAAGGUGUUGCUCUGCAGGUAUCGAAGUCAAGAGUGGCGAGUACCGGCCAGGUAGGCCCUAGGCCCCGGGAGACCGGGGAUCGCCAUCAGCAGAGUGUAAACGAUGGAAACGGAAAACCGGUACGCGAACUGUUGAUGAAUUAGAAGAAUGAAGAGAGUCAAAGAGACAGACUCGACAAGUAAGAUCAAACUCAUCGGAUGGUGCUAUUUCUACUCGCGCGAUUGGCUUGUUUCGAGAAACAUUAUGUAACUUGAAGACUUGAAUAGUUCACACUCUUGAAUAUCGAUUGUUGCUGGAUUAAAAGUUCGCUAUCGAACUUUCCUAUUAGCGGCCUCCUGUUAAUGUUUCGUGUCCAAUAAUAAUUUUAACGAACUAAAAAUAUUUUUUUAAAUCUUCCUAUAGUAGCUCCUACGUAUACUAAUAAUACUUCAUAUCAAUUACAUAUCAAUAUUCAAU
Messenger RNA from Pogonomyrmex barbatus (red harvester ant), 2918 nucleotides. It is a transcript of the gene 5-HT2B, whose product is annotated as 5-hydroxytryptamine receptor 2B. Gene Ontology annotation, cellular component: plasma membrane. Gene Ontology annotation, molecular function: G protein-coupled receptor activity. Gene Ontology annotation, biological process: positive regulation of MAPK cascade; adenylate cyclase-activating adrenergic receptor signaling pathway. The record is from RefSeq and is a predicted model, not a curated record. NCBI's taxonomy places the organism in Eukaryota, Metazoa, Arthropoda, Insecta, Hymenoptera, Formicidae.